AUGAAGAACUUUCUCCGCACCGAAGGCUUUGAACUAUUCAACAAUGAUGACAUGUCCAUGCAAGUGGUUGAUGUGAGCGAAUGUGUGAUCGCCUGCGAAAAGAACAAUAUAGAUGGACAACCUUUAGACUGCCGAUCGUUCGAUUUCUCUCCGCCCACUUGCAUUUUCUCCUCUGAAACCGCUGUGCCAGUUGGAAACGGUCAACUGCAACAGCGUAAUGACUCGUUUUACUACGAGAAGAUCUGCGUCUCAGAAACAACGACGAGUCGCCUCGCUGCUCCUACCAGGAAGUGUUCACCUACCUUUACACGCUUCCCACAAAUGGUUUUGGUCGGAUUCGCCGAGGCAGUGGCCGACACGACGUCAUUUGAGGCUUGCUUUGAGCACUGCCUAGAGAGCUACAGCACCUUUGGUUUCAACUGUAGCAGUGGCAUGUAUUUCUUCGAGGUAACUACCGAAACUCAGCUGAACUGCAUUUUGAAUUCGGAAAAUCGACACACUCAAAGCGAGCUGUUCGCAGAAGAAAACACGGACAUUGUGGAUUACUUCGAAAUUGGAUGCGAGAAGCCGCAGCGACGUCGUAUUCACGCGGCAAGGACAUACGCUGUUCCUGAAAAGCUGGUAAUCGCAUCGGAAACGCAGACGGAAUGGUCGAAAUGUGAAGACGGUUUGCAGCAUCGACGACGGGACUGCAACGAUCGCGAAAACUGUAAUCUGCAAAGUCGUCCUUGCGAAGACAACACGAAACCUACUUCAGUUCAGCGAGAUCAGCCAGAAGAUCUACGCGGAAUCAUUGCGGACAUUGCAAGUCAAGGAGAUCGGCAGAGAGGCUGCUCGCUGUGCACCAGAGAUGUUGCCGUGUUCAGCAAUGUACAGUUGGUCUUCGGCUCAACUCGAAAAUGA
Molecule: messenger RNA, 903 nt
Organism: Ostertagia ostertagi
Lineage: Eukaryota; Metazoa; Nematoda; Chromadorea; Rhabditida; Trichostrongylidae
Source: the annotation of a GenBank genome assembly